Molecule: messenger RNA, 477 nt
Organism: Rotaria sp. Silwood1
Lineage: Eukaryota; Metazoa; Rotifera; Eurotatoria; Philodinida; Philodinidae
Source: the annotation of a GenBank genome assembly
AUGUGUGGUGGUUUUGUACGUAAAGACGCCUGGAACAUACCUGGAAAUAACAUAUUACCUUCUCCUGUACAACAACCUGAUUAUGCUAGCUGUUGCUCAAAAUGUCAAGCAACUUCUGGAUGUAUUGCUUUCACAUAUUCGCUCUCAAGUCAACAAUGUUGGCCGAAAACAAGUAUGGGCAGCGGUGAAAACUCAACUGACGAUAUUAUCACUGGAUAUGAUCCGAACAUGUGUGGUGAUUUCAUACGUAAAGAUGCCUGGGACAUUCCUGGAAAUGACAUAUUACCUUCUCCUGUACAACAACCUGAUUAUGCUAGCUGUUGUUCACAAUGUCAAGCAACUUUUGGAUGUAUUGCUUUCACGUAUUCACUCUCAAGUUAUGGAUGUUCGCUAAAAACAAGUAUGGGUAGUGGUGGAAACUCAACUGGCGACAGUAUUUCUGGAUAUAAUCGUGAGUGUAUCAAUUCUAUGUUAUGA